Molecule: messenger RNA, 2778 nt
Organism: Penaeus indicus
Lineage: Eukaryota; Metazoa; Arthropoda; Malacostraca; Decapoda; Penaeidae
Gene: Dhpr
Product: dihydropteridine reductase-like
Exons: 6
Coding region: 241-948 (235 amino acids)
Biological process (GO): L-phenylalanine catabolic process; tetrahydrobiopterin biosynthetic process
Cellular component (GO): cytoplasm
Molecular function (GO): NADPH binding; 6,7-dihydropteridine reductase activity; NADH binding
Source: RefSeq, a predicted model, not a curated record
AUCGCCCCCACAAAACCUGUAGGACAAACAGCUCCUGAAAUAAUCCACAACAUAAGCGAAUUUUCCCCAAUGUUAAUGAGACACCAGAAUGACCAAACCCCCAAAAAGAAAGCCCGAAACCAGAAUGGAGGAAGAAAAAGUAUCUGGCAAUGAUUCUCGGCAGACGACAGUGUGAAGGUGACGUUCGGAGGAGAAGGACCUGUAGCUCUUGGCUCUCCGCAUCUCUCUAUCUCCUGAAUCAUGUCUGCCGGAAAAAUUAUCGUCUACGGAGGUCGUGGAGCUCUCGGUUCCGCGGUCGUCAAGCACUUUAAAGCUAACGACUGGUGGGUGGGCACCAUUGACCUGGCUGCCAAUGAUGAGGCUGAUGCCAAUGUCAUUGUCUCAAAGGAUGCAAACUGGUCCACUCAAGCUGAAGCAGUCAUGUCUGGCCUGGAAGGAGCCCUUGGGACAGAUAAGGUGGAUGCCAUCAUUAAUGUGGCUGGUGGCUGGGCAGGUGGCAAUGCUGCAAGCAAAGACUUCCUGAAAAGCUGUGAAAUGAUGUGGUCUCAGAGUGUUUGGUCAUCUACCAUCACUGCUCAGGCUGCUUCCCGUUUCCUAAAGGAUGGAGGAUUUGUUGCACUUCCAGGAGCCAAGCCCGCACUGGAAGGCACUGCAGGAAUGAUUGGCUAUGGUCUUGCCAAGGCAGCUGUGCAUCAGCUGACAAAGAGUCUUGGAGAUGAAAAGUCUGGCCUACCAACCGGUGCAACAGCAGUUGCAAUCCUUCCCAUCACUCUGGAUACUCCCAUGAACAGGAAAUGGAUGUCAGGAGCAGAUUUCUCCACUUGGACAUCUCUAGAAUUUGUUGCAGAGCUCUUCAUGAAGUGGACAAAGGGACAGGAUAGACCUAAGUCUGGCAGCCUUGUACAGCUCAUUACCAAGGAUAACAAGACCGAAUUGGUAAUGGUGUAGGACUGAAGUUGUGACUGUGCUUCCUUUUUUUUAUUCUAGUUUCUUUAAUUAUCCGUUAACUUUUCUUAUUUUGGUUUGGUUAUGAAUAUGGAAUCUUUUGUGGAUAUUGUGGCUGUCUUAUUUUGAUACUUGGAUAAUACUCAUUGUUGUACUUGCUAUAUUUUUGAGAGUUAUUUUUUAUACCUUGAUUUUUUUUAUUUGAUAUCAUCCAUACAUCAUUUUCAGAAGUGAAUUAAGAAUUUAUCAACGUUGAAUACAAGUGCUAUAUCUCAAUCCAGUGAGUAAAAUAUGUAUAUGUAGAUGUAGUCAGUCCAUACAUUUCAUUCUCCUUUUUUAUCCAUCAAUUAAGAAAUUAUAGAUAAUUGAUAUUUCUUUAGAUUAUGGAUUUUUUUUAUGAAGUAUUUUAGAUUUGUUUCAUGCAUAGAUUGAAAUUGGGAAUUUCCUCUUGUUGAUUUCCGCACAAAAAAAUUAUCACAUGAGUUGGAGAGCAUUGUUUAAAAGAAUUGCUGGAAAAGAUAAGGCAGAAAUAUCAAAGACCAUAUGAGAUGUAUGGAAUUAUUGAUCACAGUAACAUUGUGCUGUCCCUGAAAGUGCCUAGUUUUAAUGAAAGAGUAUUAACAAUUGUAGAGUAUAUUUUUAUACUUAUUUUGUUGAUGUUUAUGCUUCCCAUCAAAACACAAAAUCGUUACAGAAGAGAGAGGAGUGGUAUUAACACUUUAUUGUGCUUCCUAGAUAACCAGUGAAUGAAUAUAUAUGAAAAUUACCAUCAAAGUGCUUCUCAAUGUUUAGUCAUCCUAUUGCUUUCCAGAUAACUUAGGAGACUAAAAGGUACAUAAAGAAAAUUUUGGCUGGAAAUUGCACAAAACCUGUAAGGUUCUUUUAUCUGUUUAGGUUACCCAUCUGAGUAAAGCUGAGUGAGUUAUGAAACUGCACUGGUAUUUCCUAGUUCAGUUCUUGAUUCCUAGCUAUCAAAGUGUUCUCAAAGACAAAGAACUUCAAUGUAUGCGGACUGAAAUUGUCAUCAAUGUGCUUGGGAGAAUAUACAUGUACAGGAUGAGAACAUUAGUGUGUUAGUUUAGUAGUAUUCUAACCACACUUAAUCUAGUUCUUUCUGUUACAUUGUGUAUAGACUUGAUCUUUGUGAUACAUGUCUGACGUAGAGAUUAAUACGAAUAACCUUUUAAAGAAAUCCAUCUGUAUUCCAAAAUCAAGAAUAUAUAUGCAUUAUAAUUGUGAUGCUAUCUGCUGAAGUGAAGUAGACAAAAUAUAAAAGAGGUCAAGAAAAACAGAUUGAAGUUUGGUGAUCAUUGCUUAUCAAAAACGUAACAGAAGUGUCGAAACAUGGAAACAAAAUGAGAUAACAAGUUGAGUUUAAUUGGAGGGUCCACCUUCCCAGUUUCUUUGUCUCCUCACCACCUGUAGUACAGUAUGAUGUUUCUACCAUUUUUCUUAGGCAUUUGUAUGAAAAGUUUUCAUUAACAACACCUCUUAAUCUGAAAUCUUGCCUGAGAAUGUAUGUGGCCAAUAUAAGGUAAGUGAUAUCUCAAAUGUCACUUACUUCACUUCAACAGUGAGUGUCACAGUUGUCAAGACAAUGAAAAAAAAUUAGUGUAUAUGUUUUGUGCUUCCUGUUAUACACUUUUAUUUUUCAUUGUUUAGCCUGUUUAAACACCAUCUCAUAAAUCAUUUGAAAGGAAAAGAUGUUGGAAUAUAAAGUAAAUUGUUAUACCAUUUUUAAAUUGGAACUGAUUUAUUCCUAAGACAUUCCAGCUGUGGCAAUACUUGUGCUUCCUCUGUUUGAAGUCUGCAUUAAACUGAAGAAAUUAACAA